AUGAAAUACUGUUUAAUCGGCCUGCUCGCGCUCUUCCUCAGCCAACCGGUGUUGGCAGUCGAGGAAUGUGUUGUGCUGCUGCAUGGUUUGGCGCGAACGUCAGACUCAAUGAGUGUGCUGGAAGACCAGCUGGAAGAAAGCGGCUAUCGCGUUGCCAAUCUUGAUUACCCUUCCCGAGCGAAACCUAUCGAAGAACUGGCUGAACCCACCAUCAAGGAAGGGCUCACAGCCUGCAUGGAUGCCCCAACGGUUCAUUUUGUCACCCACUCCCUGGGCGGCAUUCUUAUUCGCUAUUACCUGGCGAGCAACAGCAUCCAACAACUCGGGUACGUUGUUAUGCUGGCACCACCCAACAAAGGCAGUGAAGUUGUUGAUAACUGGCAGAACGUGCCAGGCUACCAGGCGCUCAACGGCCCUGCCGGAAUACAACUCGGCACCGACAAGAACAGCAUCCCGAACCGGCUGGGAUCGGUUGAUUUUCCCCUGGGCAUUAUUGCUGGAAACAAAACUUUUAACCCAAUUCUCUCACUCAGCCUGCCAAACCCCGACGACGGCAAAGUCAGCGUUGAAAGCACUAAAGUGGAUGGCAUGACAGAUUUUAUUGAAGUAGAAAUCUACAGCGGUAACAAAGAAGAUUGGGUGCUCGAGAUCAUCAGCGAUGACAAAACCAUUAUUAUCGACACUACUUUUCCCAGCGAAGAAGCUGCUUAUGGCGCAUUCGAGGGGCUGGUGAAACAGUAUGGUCUCGAGGGGCUGGCUGCAUCUUAG
Messenger RNA from Symbiodinium pilosum, 768 nucleotides. NCBI's taxonomy places the organism in Eukaryota, Dinophyceae, Suessiales, Symbiodiniaceae. The record is from the annotation of a GenBank genome assembly.